Messenger RNA from Pelobates fuscus (common spadefoot toad), 974 nucleotides. It is a transcript of the gene CRYAB, whose product is annotated as crystallin alpha B. The record is from RefSeq and is a predicted model, not a curated record. The transcript is spliced from 3 exons. Bases 309 to 833 code for a protein of 174 amino acids. Gene Ontology annotation, molecular function: structural constituent of eye lens. Gene Ontology annotation, biological process: protein refolding; response to heat; negative regulation of apoptotic process. Gene Ontology annotation, cellular component: cytoplasm; nucleus. NCBI's taxonomy places the organism in Eukaryota, Metazoa, Chordata, Amphibia, Anura, Pelobatidae.
UGCACAGUAGUGGGAAAGAAAACACAGAGAGAAUCAGCAUCCCGUCUCGCUGAUCCAAUCAAGAGAAUAGAGUGUGAAUAGGGGACAUGUCAUAGCUUAUAUCCUCCAUCUCUCCGUUCAAUGGACGCAGACAAGCGUGCACCAAUAAUUAAACCACCUGACAUCUCUUUUCCAGAAAGUUCAUUGUCAGGGUACCAGGGAGGAGUCCAGGAGACAGUCCACGUGUAUAUAUAACGCCUUUCAGUUAGGUGGGUCACUCAAACUUUGAACAGUUCAGUCUGAAAAUUGUCAUUGGUAAUCAGGGGAAGAUGGAAGUAGCCAUUCAACACCCUUGGUUCCGCCGUCAAUUUUUCUCCUUCUUUGGACCAAGCAGGAUCUUUGAACAGAGUUUUGGGGAUCACCUCCAAGAGGCUGAUUUGUUUCCUUCUUCCACAAUGUUUUCACCCUUUCUCUUCAGAUAUCCCUAUUUAAGGCUGCCAAACUGGAUGGAAGGUGGCUUGUCAGAGGUGAGACUAGACAAGGACAAGUUUUCUGUUAACCUCGAUGUGAAACAUUUUUCUCCUGAGGAACUCAAGGUCAAGGUGAUUGGAGAUUUUUUUGAGAUCCACGGCAAGCACGAGGAGCGUCAGGAUGAACAUGGUUAUGUCUCCAGAGACUUCCAACGAAGAUACAAAAUCCCAGCAGAUGUAGACCCUCUUUGCAUCACCUCAUCCUUAUCUCCAGACGGAGUCCUGACGGUGUGUGGACCAAGGAAACUGGGUGAUGUUCCUGAACGUUCCAUUCCCAUUACCCGUGAAGAAAAGGCAGCCAUUGGUGCUGCUCCUAAGAAGUAGAGUGUCUCAACCUUUCCAACCACCGAGGAUAACCUUCCACCCUGCCAGAGAGAGUGCGCGUACUACACUGCUAUAUGUAUUUAUUUGUGCUGUCCUGUGACCAAAUCCAAGUACUAAUGCAAAUAAAAGCAAUGAGAAGCA